Messenger RNA from Xenia sp. Carnegie-2017, 785 nucleotides. RefSeq lists its product as uncharacterized. The transcript has 2 exons. Lineage: Eukaryota; Metazoa; Cnidaria; Anthozoa; Malacalcyonacea; Xeniidae. Bases 46 to 606 code for a protein of 186 amino acids. The record is from RefSeq and is a predicted model, not a curated record.
UGGAACGAUAACGAAAACAUGGUCGAGAUUAAGGAUUAAGACAAAAUGUCGAUAUAUUUACCACCAAUUUCUCGAAAAAAGAAAGCGGAUCGAAGAUUGAGUGACAGCAAGACUAAAAUAUUCAGCACAGACUUAAACGAUGAGUCACCAUUCAGUAGAUCCAUUUACCAAUACGAUUUUACAAAGUUUGAUAUACCACCAGCAGAAAUUCGCAUCACAUCACCAGGGCGACGCCACAAACCACAACCAACAUCCGUGAAUUUUAACAACAAAAACUCAAGGACUCUCUGCACACCAUUUUGCUGUGUAGAAACGAGAUCCGUAAAGAAUGAAGAAGGAAAUUGGUGGCCUGAUAAAAUACCAAAGAUCAAGAAAAAGUUGCCAAAAUAUUCUCUAGAUUCAACAUUCCGAUCAGACUACCAACCAAUUGAUAUCAUAAAAUAUGUAAAAUCAUCGAAAGAUGAUACUGAAAAAUCAAGGAAGGCAGAAAAACAGCCACAAAUUAGGAGAGAAAGAAUUUCUUUUGAACACAACUUUAAUUGCCGUUUACCUAAUGGUCAUCCUGAGCGAGGAAAGAGACACGGUAGUUUUAUUUCAAAACAAUGAUUUGAAUUCAUUUUAAUUUCAUUUAAAAUUAUUCUGUUGAAAAAAUAUUUAGUUCCUGUUGCUAAAGUCAUUGUAAAAAUGGACCCUUUCUGCCAGUACUAUAAUCCCACAUCAGAUUCACACCAGCUCAUUCUUCAAUUUCAUAAAUUUCUAGAAAAAAUAUAUUUUUUACCAUAUAA